Messenger RNA from Cryptomeria japonica (Japanese cedar), 2052 nucleotides. Its product is annotated as probable pectate lyase 18. The record is from RefSeq and is a predicted model, not a curated record. Gene Ontology annotation, molecular function: pectate lyase activity; zinc ion binding; nucleic acid binding. The transcript is spliced from 9 exons. The coding region runs from base 1 to 2052 and encodes 683 amino acids. NCBI's taxonomy places the organism in Eukaryota, Viridiplantae, Streptophyta, Pinopsida, Cupressales, Cupressaceae.
AUGGGGAACCCCAUUGAUGAUUGUUGGCGUUGUUAUCCCAACUGGGUUAUUAACAGAAAGAGACUAGUUGACUGUGCUAUCAGAUUAGGCAAAAACACCAUCAGAGGUAAGAAUGGGAGAUUUUAUAUAGUUAUAGAUCCAAAUGAUGAUGACCUGAUCAAUCCUCAACCUGACACUCUGCGGCACACUGUUAUUCAAACCGAGCCUCGCUGGAUUAUUUUCCAAAGAGAUAUGCUUAAUCAACUCAAGGAGGAGCUUAUCAUGAAUAGUUACAAGACAAUCGAUGGGAGCGGAGCUCCACCUGCCUCCUCCUCCCCUCCCCCGCUCACGUUCAUCGCUCACAGUUGCUGCGGGCUCACUGUGGUGGCCGUAGGGGCCGCGGUGGCCGCAGGGCGCCGCGGAACCUACGUGCACCACAAUGGCGCCGCCCGCGUGGGUUCCCUGCGGCUAGGGUUUGGGUCGCCCAACCCUCUGCGUUGGGAGAGGGGCAGACAGGGCCCUACAGGGGAAUCCUCGCGAAGCGCAUCUCAUGCUCCUAGCCAGGGAAAUUAUCAGCAAUCCAAUGGUCCGACAAGUAAUAGAGGAGCUUGCUUCUCUUGUGGGAAGUAUGGUAACAGAGCUACGCAGUGUCCUCAACGUUUCCACAACACAGGUAGUCAAUGGCUGGCAGCGUCAGAGCCUUCAGUGGGAGAUGCAGGUAGAUCUCACAGAGUGUUCGCAACGGUGGAUAACCGCCAAGCUGAUCAUCAAGGUACAGUUAUAGAAUCAGCAGAGAUGGCACGAGUCAAACAGACAGCUCGCAAAUCCGUAGCAGGUUAUGCUCACUACUUAAAAGUCAAGAAAGAUUCUUUGACACCUGUCAAGCCUGUUGUGGAGGACAACCUAGCUCCUGAAGAGAACCCAGCUCCUGAAGAGAAUUUGGAGAAAACUCUCAAUUCAGAAAAACGUCGGAAUAAUCGCACUGAGAUAACGAGUUUAAAUAAUUCGAAAAGAAAGCUGAGCUCGUGCGAAACGGGGAACCCCAUCGAUGACUGUUGGCGUUGUGAUCCGAACUGGAUUAACAACCGAAAGAGACUGGCUGAUUGUGCCAUCGGAUUUGGCAAAAACGCCAUUGGAGGUAAGAAUGGCAGAUUUUAUAUAGUUACAGAUCCAAAUGACGAUGACCCGGUCAAUCCUCGACCUGGCACUCUGCGGCACGCUGUUAUUCAAACCGAACCUCUCUGGAUUAUUUUCCAAAGAGAUAUGGUUAUUCAGCUCAAGGAGGAGCUUAUCAUGAACAGUUAUAAGACUAUUGAUGGUAGAGGUGCCAAUGUUCAUAUAGCAAAUGGAGCUUGCAUUACAAUUCAGUAUGUGACCAAUAUUAUCAUUCAUGGAGUCCAUAUCCACGACUGUAAACCUGCGGGAAAUACAAAUGUUAGGAGCUCCCCGACCCAUUAUGGGUUUAGAACCAAGAGUGAUGGAGAUGGGAUUUCCAUCUUUGGAUCAAGCGCAAUUUGGGUUGACCACUGCUCAUUGUCAAGUUGUGCAGAUGGUUUGAUCGACGCCAUCAUGGGUUCCACUGCCAUAACCAUUUCAAACAGCUUUUUCACUCACCAUGACAAGGUGAUGCUCUUGGGACACAGCGACGCCUACACCAAGGACGUCAAAAUGCAAGUAACAGUUGUUUUCAACCAUUUUGGAGAAGGGCUUUUUCAACGUAUGCCCAGAUGUCGACAUGGAUACUUUCAUGUGGUGAACAAUGAUUACACCCACUGGGAAAUGUAUGCAAUCGGGGAAAGUGCAAACCCCACCAUUAACAGCCAAGGUAACAGAUUCCUUGCUCCUGAUUAUCGAUUCCGCAAGGAGGUUAGAAAGCACCAAGAUUCAACAGAAGGCAACUGGAGAUCAGUGGGAGAUCUUAUGUUAAAUGGGGCAUUCUUCACAGCAUCAGGGGCUAAAGCAUCCUCAAGCUAUGCCAAAGCUUCUAGUAUGGCAGCAAGACCUUCCUCUAUUGUGGGCUCUAUCAUUGCAAGUUCGGGUGUUCUCACCUACAGAAAAGGUUCCAGCUGUUAG